This is a messenger RNA of Mya arenaria, 446 nucleotides long. RefSeq lists its product as uncharacterized. The transcript is spliced from 3 exons. The record is from RefSeq and is a predicted model, not a curated record. Lineage: Eukaryota; Metazoa; Mollusca; Bivalvia; Myida; Myidae. Bases 2 to 346 code for a protein of 114 amino acids.
GAUGGAAGUGGUAAAGGAAAACCCGUUUCCCACAAUAACAUUUCUCGAAGACGGUCUAGAUGCGACCGGGGAUCUGCAGGAGGAAGUGGCACUGAGGCGACAGUACCACAAGUUGAACGACGCCAGGUUGAAAACCGCAUAUGUCCGGGAAAAGAAUUCAGGUAAUCGACCCCUGACCUGUUUUCUUCAUCCAAACUUGACGCCUUGUAGACUACUAGAUCACCUCAGAAAUCGAGGGGUUUCAGACGCCGUCAUUCUAGAGUGGACCAGACGCCUCCAGGCCAUCAGAGAAUCAAGCGACAAAAAGCAGGCUGAUUGCAGCAUUGUCAUCCUGAAGAAUGAUUAAACCUCAUUGACAAAUAAGGACGAUCUAGUACUUUCCGUUCGUUGUUUGUGCCGAAUUGUAUUUGUUGGAUAUGUGUUAAGUAAACAUAUGGUUUUUUUUA